This is a messenger RNA of Polistes canadensis, 1022 nucleotides long. Its product is annotated as caltractin. The transcript has 2 exons. Gene Ontology annotation, molecular function: calcium ion binding. Gene Ontology annotation, biological process: mitotic cell cycle; centriole replication. Gene Ontology annotation, cellular component: centriole; centrosome. Bases 345 to 857 code for a protein of 170 amino acids. NCBI's taxonomy places the organism in Eukaryota, Metazoa, Arthropoda, Insecta, Hymenoptera, Vespidae. The record is from RefSeq and is a predicted model, not a curated record.
GAUGCAUUAUGGUUUUUGAUAGAACUUAGAAAACUGACAUAUACACAUAUACCAGCAAGUUUAAUUAUAUAUUACAUAUUUAUAUAUCAGACUUGAUAUGAGGAGAUGAUAUGAAAACAAAUGCAAUUGUUAAUUAUAAUUUUUUCUUUUUAUCAUAUAUUAAAAUAUGAAAGAAUGAAAUAAUGACAAAUUCAAGUAUGUUUACACACAUACUUAUAUACAUAAAACGUUCAUUGAUUAUACAGGAAAUCUUAACUAAAAGUUUUGUUUUCCAAAACAAAAGCGAAUUGUAGGUUGUUUCUUAAACGGUGAUCAACAGUAUAGUUAAUAUAUUAUUAAUAAUUAUGGCUUCAACUUCUAAAAAAAAUAAUUUUAGUUCGAGGCGAAAAGGUAGCUCAAAAAUAGAAUUAACAGAAGAUGAAAAAGCUGACAUUAAGGAAGCCUUUGAUCUAUUUGAUCCAGAUGGUACAGGCAAAAUUGCAACUAAAGAACUUAAAGUAGCAAUGAGAGCUCUCGGUUUUGAACCGAAGAAGGAAGAGUUAAAGAAACUUGUAGCCGAUUAUGAUCCAGAUUGUCUUGGAAAAUUAUCGUUUGAAGAAUUCUUACGUAUAAUGUCUGUUAAAAUGUUAGAAAAAGAUCCAAAGGAGGAAGUUUUGAGAGCAUUUCGUCUUUUUGAUGACGAUGAGACUGGGAAGAUAUCUUUCAAAAAUUUGAAACGCGUUGCCAGAGAAUUAGGUGAAAAUCUCACUGAUGAAGAGUUACAAGAAAUGAUUGAUGAAGCGGACAAAGAUGGUGAUGGAGAAAUUUCUCAAGAUGAAUUUAUGCGAAUCAUGCGAAAAACCUGUUUAUACAAAUAGUUUAUAAUUUAUUUUGAUUGUUUUCAUUUCUUAUUAAAAUAUAUUUCCAAAACUUUUAAUUCUAUUUACUUAAUAAAAUACAAAUUUUAAAGUCUCCAUUCUUAAAAAAUUACGUAUAAUAUAUAUAUUCUGAAAUAGGACCAAAAUAUAUAUGAAAAUCAUAAA